AUGGCGCAACAAAAUCAAAUUCCCAGACUGCGUCCAAAUCAAGGUGGAGCACGGGGUAGACACCAGCAAGUAGUGAUGGUAGGUCGACAACAAGACGUUGAUCAGCUUGUCGAACAAUAUCAACAGGAGGAAGCAGCAAUAGAAAAUAAUCUGACUAUGAUUAUCGAAAGAAUUAUAGCCAGAAAUGGAAUAAAUACUCCACUACAAAGGCCAACAUACUCGUCUCCGUUGGCUGAGUACAUUGUACAGACAGAAAACCCCAGAGGCUGGAAAAUACCCAUGUAUACUAAGUUCGGAGGAGAAACAGGAGAAUCGACAGUCGAGCACAUCGCCAGGUAUCUAACUGAAUCAGGUGACAUGGCGAACAAUGAGAGUCUUAGGGUGAAACAUUUUCCCUCAUCCCUCACUAAGGCGGCAUUUACAUGGUUCACCAUGUUGCCUCCAAAUUCUGUUGACUCAUGGCCUAAAUUGGAAAAACUUUUUCAUGAACAGUUUUAUGAGGGGCAUUCGAAAAUUAGUCUGGUCGAACUGUCGAGCAUCAAAAGGAGGUUUGCAGAGACCAUUGACGAUUACUUGAAUAGGUUUAGGUCGCUUAAAGCGAAAUGUUUCACGCAGGUACCUGAACAUGAACUGGUUCAGAUGGCCGCAAGAGGUCUAGACUAUUCCAUUAGGAAGAAAAUAGACCCAACUUUUGUUAAAAGUAUGUCACAGUUGGCUGAUAGGGUUCGACAUCUCGAAAGCCUACGAUUAGAAAAAGUCAGGCAUACUAAGGCCAAGGCUAAGAAAGAAAAAGUAGCAUAUGUCGAUUGCGACGACACAGACCCUAUAUAUGAAGCUGACUAUAUCUCACCGACAGAGGUAGAGAUUGAUCUGGCUGAGAUGAAACCAGGGCCAACGUACAAAUGUAAAUCAUUGUUUUCAUCGAAAGGAAAGAGUGUCUCUGUCGAUAACAAUUCGAAGUUUCCUGCGAAAACUUAUACUUUUGAUAUUAGUAAAUGUGAGGAGAUUUUCGAUGUAUUAGUUAAAGAUGGUCAAAUUUUAGUACCCCCAAAUGCUAAGUUGCCACCAUUAGAACAGCGACAAAAGAGAGGUUUUUGUAAAUAUCAUAAUUAUCUUGGGCAUUCAACCUCUCAAUGUUUUCUUUUCAGGGAUCUGGUCCAGAAAUUGCUACAGGAGGGUCGACUGAAAUUCGCUGCUAGAAAAAUGAAAAUUGGCGCCGAUCCUCUUAGGCAAGAAGAGGCUUUGUUUGUUGAGCCUGUCGACAUUAACAUGGUGGAGCUGUCUGAACUUCCAGAAGAUAUGCUGGAAGAAAGCAUUGGCGAAAUUCCUCUGGUUCGACUAGCUGACGUGUAUCCCAGGCCUGACAAAGAUCUGCUGGAUUUCUUGUUUCGAUGCAAGAGCAAAGUCACCCAAGUGGGAUUAUGUCCUAGGUGUAAUGCUCUAACUGACAGGGUUACUGCGGAAAAUUUCUAA
Molecule: messenger RNA, 1473 nt
Organism: Vicia villosa (hairy vetch)
Lineage: Eukaryota; Viridiplantae; Streptophyta; Magnoliopsida; Fabales; Fabaceae
Exons: 1
Coding region: 1-1473 (490 amino acids)
Source: RefSeq, a predicted model, not a curated record